AGACAUAAUGCAACUCCUACAAAUUAUGAUGGUGAAUGUUGCUAUUUAAACGGCACGGAAUGGCACAGGAGGAAAUCUACUCCACCCACCUCUUAAACUUCCUUUACUAUAAAAUGAUCACAUCGACACAGAGAGUCGCAUUUGAAGGAGUGGAGACAUAGAUACUUUAACACUGGUAAAAUAAGAAAGAUGUUACAAGAUAUAAGAACGUAUACUGCUAUUUUACUGGGCAUAUUAUGUCCAUGUUUGAUGAGCAAUGCUGAAACAGAUAGCAGACGUGGUAGAAGUUUGCUGAAUGCAGAUUUGAAUGGCGUGCAAAGAAUUACGUGCCUGAUCGAUCCAAACAUAAAAGGAUGUUUUAAAAGAAAUUCGAAUGACAUAUUACAACAAAUCAACGAUUUACUAGACCGCCAAGACUCCUUCCAAGAUGAUUUAAAUGGAUUGGAAAAUAGCAAAACAGACUCAAACGAUUUAGGGAUUGCUGAUGCACUUAAAAAUGACGACCAAGAAUUCAGCCAAUCAAGUGUUGACAAUGCCUUCAUCUCUAUUUCGAAGUAUCUGCUAAAUAACGCUAUGAACAAAAGGGAUAAUAUGGCAUUCAAACCAUAUAAAAUAUGUCGCUCCUCCUGGACACGGUCGCAGUGCCAUGCCUACCUACAUAUAAUGCUCCAUAGGCGACCAACGAUGGUUUAACUUCACAAUCCAGAGAACUGUCCAAUUGAACCAAUUCUUUGAUGUGCAAUGUAUGGCACGAUUAAGAUGCAAUUCAAGGAAUUUCAAAUUUUGGUUUCACUUCUAGCCACACAUAUUUUGAUUUUGGUUAUGAAAUAGUCUCAUUUUAUUAUAAAAAGAUUUUCGGCAUUUUUUGAUCAUUUGAGGGUAGGUUUAUAGGCUAACGUUUAAGCGAUUGUACAAAUAUUGUCACAACCACGAGUGGUGACAUAUUGUUUUGUGGAUGGUGUUCGGUAGGCGGCGUUCGGCGGUGGGCGAUCUGCGUAUGUAAUAAAUGGUGGUGACAUUUUUGCAUGUUAAUGCCUUGU
Molecule: messenger RNA, 1040 nt
Organism: Owenia fusiformis
Lineage: Eukaryota; Metazoa; Annelida; Polychaeta; Sabellida; Oweniidae
Source: the annotation of a GenBank genome assembly